UUUUGCGGAGGGGCAGUUCCAUUCAUAGGGCUGAAAGGCAGGCAGGCAGGCAAACCGCCGGAGCGGCCGAGCACCCGACAGCGACGUAGUGUGUGAGCGACCCGAUGGUAUCUCACUGACGAGAAGGACCCCCCCCCCCCCCCCCCCAAAAAAAAAAAAAAAAAAAAAAACACCAGGCCAGGUUCCGACCGCGCUGCUGUCACCGCCCGCCGUCUCCACACCGGACGUGCGCCGCCGAGCCAGAGCCGAAGCCUUCCUUCUCGGAAAUGGAUACUGCGUCGUCUUGAUUGAAGCCUGGAGGUGCUCUUCCCCUCGACCUGUCGCGGAAAUACACGGACUUCCUCGUCGCCUGGUUUCCUCUCGGCUGCCGCAGAACCGACCGCCGCCUCCACUCAGCUCAUUCAACCGGGAGCGUCCGCACACCGCCGGCCCCCCUGCCCCGACAUCUGGACACAACCCGCUCCAUCGUCGCCGCUGAUAACGCAACCCCCCCAAAAACGUGCCCGUGUGUUGGCCGCUGCUUUGCCUGUAUGAUGCCGACACAUCUGCGGUUCCGGAGAAGGUCAUUUGGGCUCAUAUUCCUCUUUUCGCUGUCCACCACCGCAUUGUACUUCAUCUACUCCGCCCCCGGAAUCGUGAAUGAGUAUGUGUUCAUGGUCCAAGCCCGAGGGAUCCAGAUCAGAGAAAAUGUGAAAUACAUCGGGUCACAGGUACUGGAGCAGGUGGUGAGAGGGGCAUACAGCGUCAAUGGCACAGAUUAUUCCUACGAUUUCAACUUGAGCGACAGCGAUGGUCCUCCCCCAACAUACCUCCCCGAGGGCUUCACCUACCUCCCGUCAGAGGUUUGUCCUGCCAGGCUUCCCUCCAUGAAGGGCAGGUUGCAGGUGAACAUGAGUGAGGUGUCGCUGGAGGAGGUGGAGAGGUACUUGCUAGAGAAGGAGCCAAGCAUUGCCCCAGGAGGCUACUGGAAGCCCCACGAUUGUUUACCUCGCUGGAAGGUGGCAAUCCUCGUCCCAUUUCGAAACAGACACGAACACUUACCAAUCCUCCUGAGACACCUGGUGCCAGUGCUGCAGAAACAGAGACUCCAGUUCGCCUUUUAUGUCAUAGAGCAGGGGGGCACUGAGCCAUUUAACCGAGCCAUGCUGUUCAACGUGGGCUUCAAGGAGGCUAUGAAAGACCUGGACUGGGACUGUCUCGUCUUCCACGACGUGGACCACCUCAUGGAGAACGACAGGAACUACUACGGCUGCACAGGCAUGCCCCGUCACUUUGCGGUCAAACUCGACAAGUACUCUUACAUGCUUCCAUAUAAUGAGUUCUUCGGUGGUGUCAGUGGCAUGACGUCGAAGCAGCUCAAGAAGAUAAAUGGAUUUCCUAAUGCGUUCUGGGGCUGGGGAGGAGAGGACGAUGACCUCUGGAAUAGGGUGCAGUUUGCCAAUUUCACAGUGAGUAGACCGCGAGGAGAGCAGGGACGCUACAUGUCCAUUCCACACCACCAUCGCGGGGAAGUCCAGUUCUUGGGAAGGUACAGUCUACUACGCCACUCAAAGGAGAGACAGAAAGUGGAUGGUCUUAACAACCUAAACUACUCCCCCUUGUUGUCCAGGAGGCCUCUCUACACCAACAUCACAGUCAGCUUGAGCAGAAAGCUUGCACCCGUAGCCGUCUACUGACGUAGGCACAGCUGGACUGCAGACCACAUGGGAAUCAAAGUCCUCUGGGACAUCAGCCAUAUAUCACCAGUUGCAGUACUGCUUAUGACUUUUUGGUUGACUGAUACUUUGCUUUCUUUCUUUUGUUUGUAUGCAAAAAAAAACAAAAAGAAGACUUAAAUAAGUAUGUUGGAUAAAUCAUAUUAGAAAAAUAAGGAUUAAAUGCUGCGCUACAGUCCAUCACUCCUCUCAUCUGGGCUUAUCUAGUCUUCUCUCUCCACAUGCCUUUUGCACCAUUUUGGCCUUCAGCAUCCAUUCAUUCAUUCAUCCGUUCAUUUUCUGAUUCAGACAGUUAACGUUGAGGUCGGCCCUUCACUCUUGUGCUCGUUUAUUACAAAAGGCCAUGAUACACACGCUCAUUCAAGUGCAUGCGCACGCACACAAACAGUUUGAUUUGCAUGCGCUGACACGGUCCCUGAGGCUUUGAUUUUUACUUUGCUCUUGCACUUCUUAUUUUACACUGCUGCAGUAAACCUGUGAAAACGUUGAAACAUUCGCACACACGCUCACACACACACAAACACACACUCCAGACCUUCUAACCACAUAGCUACUUCAACCGCGUUGAAUCCUGCAGCUGGUUCUGCAGAAGGUAUGCCAAAGCUACAACUGAAGAGAGCAAGAGAAAAUAUAUAAAGAGUGAUUGCUUUCAUUCAUUUAUAAAAAAUAUAUAUUUAGGUAUAUAUAUAUAUAUAUACUAUAUACUAUAUACACUAUAUAUACUAUAUAUAUAUAAAUAUGUGUGUAUAUAUAUAUAUAUAUAUAUAUGUGUGUGCGUGUGUAUAUAUAUAUAUAUAUAUAUAUAUAUAUAUAUAUACUGUUUGUAAAAUAAUUUAUUCUAAGUUCGGAGAACAUUAAUUCCUAAUUAAUCAUCUCUUAAAAACUAUAGUUUGUCUUGUGAAAAUACCAUUUACAGACUGUGAUGUUUGUGUUUGCAUAGUUGCGUUGGAUGUUCUGGCUGCCUGGAAGUGGCUGUAUGUAGGAAAGCAAUGCUCAUCCUGUUAGCAAUAAGCUAUAAUAGCAGACAGCAGACUUCCUCACUAUACAGAUGCAAUAGCACGGGUGCUAGCAUUCCCUCACUGGACUACAGAGAACGAGUGACUGUGUAUGCAAACUUCACAUUCAACACACCUUUGCCUAAGCAAACAUGCCACCCUUUUCAGUACCGUGUGUGUGUGUGUGUGAGUGUGUGAGUGUGUGUGUGAGUGUGUGUGUGUGUGAUUAAAAGUGAGGGAGAGCUAUGCAAAUGGCCUGUGUGUAGUCUGUUGUCAGUGCGAGGUCUUCAAGGUGACCACCCGUCUUCACCACUGAAACUGUGAUCGACUUGACUCCAGACCUCACGUGUGUGCGCGGUGGAAGUCCAGGCCAGGGAAAGAUAAACUGUCGCCUUCUUUCUUUACUUUAGUUCCAACAUCCUCAACGUUUACUCACCUUCAUUUUUACAGAAGAGGACCGGAGGUAGAAAAUACUUGAUUGCUGUCACUGUCACUGGUGUUUACAGAAGCUUUUUUCUUUGUUAUUUUUCAGAUUUUCUUGUGUUUGUAUAUGACGUCAGCCAGCCCUCCUUCAAUGUGGGUGCUGUGAAAUCUCUUCAGUAAUGUAUCUAUGGCUGCCUUUGUCUGGUUCUUUUACUGGCACUUCUUUAUCGUGACUUGGAAAUGGGGAGUAAAAAAAGCAGAGCUCAACGCUUCUCUGAGACAUCAGGUGAUAAACCACUGAUUAUCCCUGGUAGCUUGUAGGCAUGUUUUGUGAAUCAGACUCACGGUAGUGGCGGCCUCAGCAGAGUUUUUGUCGCAUGGCAUGAAACCUAACUGUGCACAGACUGACAGUGCUAUGGCAGUUUGCAGCCGUUGCUAACGUUUUCCUCCCUGAUUUCUGUGUUUGACAGUGUUGAUUUCAAGUAAAAUAUCCCAAUACUGUACACGUAGAUCCUCGAAAGAAAAAAAAGAAAAAAACAACACACGUACAUAUACACACAUACAGACACUCUUUCCUCACUGGCUGUCUUAGUCAUGCAGCUACUUCAUUUCACACAAAUCGCCUUGUAUGGAUUUCUUAAGAUGUAUCAAUUUGGGGAAAAUGUGGGUGUUUGACAAACUGUUGUGUUCCCACAGUGAAAAAAAAACUAAAAAAGAAGCAAAGAGGCUGGACCUCUUUUUAUUUAUUUGAUCUUUUAUGGAUUAUUUUCUGGAAUUGUACGGUUUUAAUUUUUUUCUUGCGAUUGAUGUGAUGAUUUAGUAGGUGACAUACUGUAUGACAGUGUUAGAUGCACUGAAACCUGUAGUAAUGUGUAUAUGUGGGAUCGUGAGGUUCGGGUCUGUGUAAACUGGGAACUGUUGCGUUUCAUUCAGACGCACGGGUUUCCCUCUCUUCAGAUAUGAUGGAGGGGGGGUGGGGGCUGGUUUUCGGUGAAACGGAACGGUGUGUAUUAAUCUGCUGAACAGACGUGUUGGAGGAGGCCAUUUUGUGUGACAACCACAGGAAGAGAAAGACGCCUAAUCAGAAAAUGCUAGUGGUCACUGUCUUUCACUGGGCGCCGCCUUUUAUUCUAAUUGAUAAUCAAUGGUGCUGACCUUCCAGAGCUUUUGUUGAAGCGGAGUCCCUCUCUACGUGCUUACUGGAACCAACCUUGACAUAAAGACUAGUAUCUACAGGCAGAGCAGCCUUGCCGCUUUUACGGCUUUUGCAUUUGAUUCUAAUCUACUCUGAAGUGGCGUAGAUGUUCUGUGUCUUAACAUCAAAACAUGCGUUAAUCCUGAUGCCUUCUCAUCAAGCCAGGUGAAGCUAAUAUGUGUAUUUGUUGCCACAUGCAGAGGCACGCGUUUACCUCCUUGCCAGUCACCCGGGAGGCGCCCAGUGGAAUUCAAGGACAGUGGCAGUGUGUGUGUUUAGUUUUCUUUUCCAUGUGUGUUUGAGUGAAAUGGCUAAACCUGUCCUCCAUCUGGAGUUUGAGUUUGUUUUUUAUUUUGCUUUUUGUUUUUCCAGCACUGAUAAGAAAAUGAUCUAUGGCCUGGUUCUCACAGAACUUGCAGGUUUAUUUUCUAGUUCUCGACACAAACAUGAUUACAUUGUAUAUUACCUUUUUGUUUUCAUUGCUUUAAAUUAAAAGCUCGAUGGACGUAUAGCGGAAAAGCCAAAUGGUUUUAGUUUGAGUAUUCAGGUGAAGAUUCAGGCGCAGAGGGACCUCUCGAUAUCAGGAGGCCGUCUGGAUGACAUACAGUAGAUAUUCUUGUAGAGUCAGGAUUGAGCUCUAUACUCCAUAAUGUAGAAUGAGCAGCUUAAUCACACCAUGUCCUAAAAAUAGGAGGGUUUUCUCCGACUGCUGGACAGCUUUGCCCACUAGAUGGCGUAUUAACAGGAGCAAAUCAGCCUCAUGCUUUUUAUUAAACACAGGAAAUAUUGUUAGCAUCCUGGCUAGUCUUGUUCCUGUUACAUAUACCAUGUAUGUGAUCUCAGUCCAGAACAAGACCAGGCCUGCUGCUGUCAACCCAUUCUUCAUUGUACCAUAAUCUCACCUGCUCUGAUCCAUUCUGUGCCAGUUUAAAUGAAGGGACCAUUUUUGUGGGGGCAUCUGACAAGACUGGCAGCCUUAAAGCUUCUUAAUUUAUUGCAGUGUUGUUUAUUUUUCACUCAAGUUGUGUUUUUUUUUAUAAGCAAAAAUAUUUAAAUUGAAAAAAGUGCAUAUCAUCAUAUUGAUCAUUGUAAAUAUUGUUGUGUGUACUGUUUUAGAAAUUCUAUAAGGUCUUAAAUCACUACAGAUGCUAGCGUUAAGAACAAGUUUUGGAGGGGUUUGGCCCGGGGGGCAAAUUAUCUGGUGCCAUUUUUAAGUGCUAGUGAAGCUUACACAGCGACAUCAAUGUUUUUACAUCACCGCUUCCCAGCACAAAAGCCUUUUUUUCCCCUUCUUUUUUUUUAAAUAAAAAAUAUACUUAUCCCAUGAAUCUUAGAUUCCUCUAACUAUUUCAGACGUGUUCCGCAUUCCUGAGGCCUCCCCGCACUUAGUAUGCUGCAGCGGUAGGAGAGACGUAUCAUAGCAGGACGUUGGCAUCAAUCUUCAGAUGAAAUCCAGUGUCCUUGUUUCUGCAUGUGAAGUCUCUUGGAUAGUGACGGCAGUCGGGGUGAGGUGACGGUCAAAGGAAAGCACUGCAGGAUAGCGAUGUGUCAGCCAAAAACACCAUAUGCUUACAAUGCAAUGAAACAGAGGCACCCAAACCAGCGACAUGAUCUACUCCAAAAUCGACAUAGAUUUUUUUUAUUGUAUGAAAGCUAACUACUUAAAAAGAAAACAGAAUGCAGAUUGGUAAAUUAAAAAAUCUAUACUCUCUGAUUGUAAGGAGAGAAACUCUCCUUGAAUUGAAGCCAUUUGAAGCUACUUGUCAAAACUUGAUGUCAGCCUUACGUGGAUCUGUUUGUGUAUUGGCAUAUUAUCUUUUGAUUAUUGAAAUUUGUAUGAUGGAGAUUUUCUUUUAUACCAUCAUUGUUAUUGUCAAAGUACACCAAUAAAACUUGUAAACAUA
Messenger RNA from Platichthys flesus (European flounder), 6232 nucleotides. RefSeq names its product UDP-Gal:betaGlcNAc beta 1,4- galactosyltransferase, polypeptide 5 (gene b4galt5). Gene Ontology annotation, biological process: glycoprotein biosynthetic process; carbohydrate metabolic process. Bases 531 to 1676 code for a protein of 381 amino acids. NCBI's taxonomy places the organism in Eukaryota, Metazoa, Chordata, Actinopteri, Pleuronectiformes, Pleuronectidae. The transcript is spliced from 9 exons. Gene Ontology annotation, molecular function: UDP-galactose:glucosylceramide beta-1,4-galactosyltransferase activity. The record is from RefSeq and is a predicted model, not a curated record.